UCUAUUGUUUACAAUUUGGACACACGUGCAAACACGCGGUGUUUUAGUUUUAUUUACAUAUUUUUGUUUUUAUCAAGUAUUUCAAAAGAAAAUAUACAGAAUGCCACCUGUGGCCCAAGAAGGCAAUUGCCUCAUCUAUCGUGGCAGCAACUUUCUCAAACAACGCCUCGUGCUCUCCUGUUUAAGCGGCAAGCCAGUAAAAAUUACACAAAUACGCUCCGAAGACGCAACGGCGCCCGGUCUGCGGGAAUAUGAGAUAAGUCUGAUCCGACUGCUGGACAAACUGACAAAUGGCACCAAAAUCGAACUCAAUCCCGCCGGCACCAGUGUCAUGUUCAGUCCCGGCCUCUUGCACGGCGGCCACGUUGAGCACGAUUGUUGCGUGCAGCGCGGCAUCGGAUACUAUUUGGAUGCCUUGAUUGCCCUGGGCCCAUUCUGCAAGAUGCCACUGAAGUGCCAGCUGCGUGGCGUGACCAACAGCAACGAUUCCCCAUCGGUGGAUCAUGUCAAGGGCGCUGCAUUGUCGCUCCUUAAGCGUUAUCUGCUCGUCGACGAGGGUCUGGAGCUGCGUGUUGUGCGUCGCGGCGUUGCGCCUCUCGGCGGCGGCGAAAUCGUCUUCACGUGUCCCGUGCGCAAAAGUCUGCGUGCCAUUCAGCUACAGGAACCGGGCAUGGUGAAGCGCAUUCGCGGCACCGUCUAUGCCUGCAAAGUGUCGCCAGCGAUGGCGAAUCGCACUGUGGAGUCGGCCAAGGGUUGCAUGCUCAAGUUUCUGCCCGAUGUUUACAUCUAUACGGAUCAGAAUCGCGGCAAGAUGUCUGGCAAUUCACCUGGUUUUGGCAUCUGUCUGCUGGCCGAGACCACAGACGGUGUUUGCUUUGCUGCCGACUGCAUUUCCAACACCCGAGAGGAAUCCGAUACACCUUCUAUACCCGAGGAUUUGGGUCGCGAGGCUGCAAUGCGUCUGCUCGACGAAAUCUAUCGCGGUGGCUGCUGUGAUUCCGCUUAUCAAUGGCUUGCUGCUCUUUUCAUGGCUCUGGGACAGAAGCAUGUCUCCAAAUUUCUAACAGGUGCUCUAUCGACAUAUACGGUGCACUUUUUGCAGCAUUUGCGCGACUUUUUCUCGGUCACAUUCAAACUGGAGAAUCCAGAGAUCGAUGACGAUGAGGUUGAUGAUGUGCGUGGAGCACAAAAAGUCCUGAUGACUUGCGUGGGCAUUGGCUACACCAAUGUCAGUAAGCGAGUCUUGUAGAUUAGUUAAGAGCCUGUAUAAAUUAUGUAAAGCAAAAAUAAAUGUACAUCAUACUACCGCAUAACUAUUCAAUUCUUUUC
This is a messenger RNA of Drosophila sulfurigaster albostrigata, 1329 nucleotides long. It is a transcript of the gene Rtc1, whose product is annotated as probable RNA 3'-terminal phosphate cyclase-like protein. The transcript is spliced from 3 exons. Gene Ontology annotation, cellular component: nucleolus. Gene Ontology annotation, molecular function: RNA endonuclease activity. Bases 101 to 1249 code for a protein of 382 amino acids. The record is from RefSeq and is a predicted model, not a curated record. Gene Ontology annotation, biological process: endonucleolytic cleavage of tricistronic rRNA transcript (SSU-rRNA, 5.8S rRNA, LSU-rRNA); ribosome biogenesis. Lineage: Eukaryota; Metazoa; Arthropoda; Insecta; Diptera; Drosophilidae.